AUGGAACCUCAGCUCCCCAACAAGGACGAGAUCUGUCAGCAGGCCGCCGAAGGCGAGCCCAUCACCCAAACCAAAGCCUCAACUUUCGCAUCCGUCGAGAACGAUGUCACCGGCUUCGGUCCGAUCAAAGGCGGCACGGCAGCCACGGCACAGAGUGUGCAUGACAAACAGCAGAACUUCAUAUCGAAGGCCGGGGACGUCGCGCGAAAGCCUGCGCAAGAAAUUACCAAGGAAGACGCAGCGGCAAUCCAGAGCGCUGAGGUAGAGUUUGGUUCGAAUCUAGGGUUGAAUGACGUCUGCUAA
This is a messenger RNA of Colletotrichum spaethianum, 303 nucleotides long. RefSeq lists its product as uncharacterized. Lineage: Eukaryota; Fungi; Ascomycota; Sordariomycetes; Glomerellales; Glomerellaceae. The coding region runs from base 1 to 303 and encodes 100 amino acids. The record is from RefSeq and is a predicted model, not a curated record. The transcript has a single exon.